Malassezia restricta is the source of this 1155-nucleotide messenger RNA. RefSeq names its product DnaJ-related protein SCJ1. Gene Ontology annotation, molecular function: Hsp70 protein binding. Gene Ontology annotation, biological process: protein refolding. The record is from RefSeq and is a predicted model, not a curated record. NCBI's taxonomy places the organism in Eukaryota, Fungi, Basidiomycota, Malasseziomycetes, Malasseziales, Malasseziaceae. Bases 1 to 1155 code for a protein of 384 amino acids. Gene Ontology annotation, cellular component: cytoplasm. The transcript has a single exon.
AUGCUGUCGUGGUCGGCGACGCACGCCAUAGCACUUGGGCUCGUAUGCCUGGUUUAUGUCGUGCCUCUUGUCUCUGCCGCUAAAGACUUUUAUGAUAUCCUAGGCGUAAAGCCUCGAGCGUCCGAACGGGACAUCAAAUCCGCGUACCGAAAAAAGGCGCGGGACAUGCACCCAGACAAGCACCCAGACAAAGCAGAGGCGUUUAUGGAUGUGUCCGAAGCAUACCAAAUACUAUCCGAUCCGGAGCUGCGCCGGAUUUAUGAUGCACGAGGAGCGGAUGCAGCCCUACAGCACCAAGCACGCAAAGAGAAUGGACAUGCUGAUCCUUUCGAUGCGUUCCGACAGUUUUUUGGCGGUGGCGGCGGCAGUGGGCACAUGCACGACGAAACGCCAAAAGGUCCUAACAAGAUGUACGAUGCAGAAGUGUCACUGAAAGACUUGUAUUUGGGGCGGUCGUUUACCGUCGCACACAAACGUCAUGUCGUGUGCCCGGCGUGUUUUGGCUCAGGUGCGCAUUCCACAUCAGAUAUCCAUACAUGCAAAGCUUGCAAUGGUCAGGGCAUGCAGCUGCAUCGCCAACAAAUCAUGCCUGGCUUUGUGACCACGAUGCAAGUGACAUGCCCUCACUGUAACGGUGAAGGCCGUGUGAUCAAGCGCCUGUGCAGCCGGUGCAAGGGCCAUACGAUUGUUCCAGAUGUGACCGACAUUGAAGUUGAGGUGGAACCAGGUGCGCGUGAAGGCGCCGAGUAUGUGUUUGAAGGCUUGGCGGACCAGAGUCCAGAUGCCGACCCAGGUGACGUCGUCGUCAAGGUGUAUACGACCACCUCACCCGGUGACUUCCGCCGCAUGGGACAUAACCUGUACUACACACAUACCAUCUCUCUUCAUGAUGCCCUCCUCGGCUUUGAGCACACUCUUCCUCAUUACGACGGUCAUGCGAUUCGCCUGGCUCGCACGACGGCGACUCAGCCCGGUCACGUGAGCGUGAUCCAUGGCGAAGGAUUGCCCAUACCCGACGAGGAGCGCAGGCAUAGCGAGGACCAUGGAGACUUGUUUGUCGAAUUCCAGGUCAUUGUGCCUGAGAUCCAAGACAAGAAGACGAGGAAAGCAUUGUCUUCAUUAUUGCAGCCCAAGGAGCAGCAUCAGGAUCUAUAG